Messenger RNA from Nothobranchius furzeri (turquoise killifish), 11058 nucleotides. RefSeq names its product neural-cadherin. Gene Ontology annotation, cellular component: catenin complex; adherens junction; plasma membrane. Gene Ontology annotation, biological process: calcium-dependent cell-cell adhesion; homophilic cell-cell adhesion; cell-cell adhesion mediated by cadherin. NCBI's taxonomy places the organism in Eukaryota, Metazoa, Chordata, Actinopteri, Cyprinodontiformes, Nothobranchiidae. Gene Ontology annotation, molecular function: cadherin binding; calcium ion binding. The record is from RefSeq and is a predicted model, not a curated record.
AACGGUUCCUUCUGACUCAUUUAGAAAACAAUCUAUCUUCCUUCGUGGAGCUGCGCGCUGGGUGUCAGGAUAUGCCUGAUUCUAGUUUGAGAAAGGCUGGUUGGAACGCACGCAGGAGAGAGCAGAUGAAGCAAACGGAGGUAAGCGCGCACUCGAGCUGAGAAGCCGUUUUUCCCUGGAACGCGCACAAACAGAGCGCUGCUGGUGAGGCAGCAGACAGCGGGGAGCAGGAGGAGGGCGCACAACUCAGACGCGCAGUGGCAGCUUUUCUUGCGUCGAGCUGGAGUAUGGUCCAUCAGAUUUUUGCCUUCCAGUUUAAUCAAACUUUUGGAUCUUAUUGGAACAGAGAGGAGGAAGAUCCCUGAGGAGGAACUCAUGGGUUUGGGAGCGACGCCAGCGCUUUAGAGCCACGGAGCCAAAGAAACAUCCAGUCAUGAUUUGGGUGACAUUUUUGCCAUUUUUGAUUUCGUGCGUGUGCGGGAACAGGACUCUGGACCCUGUGCCGUUCUUUCAUGGACACGUAUUUGAGAACUCGCCUGCUGGUUCGCGGGUCAACGGACUGAGCGUCCCGUUAAAGCGUCUGAACUCGCACCGGCUGUGCGGUACCGGAGAAUCCAGCUCCGCUGCAUCGCACUUCAAACUCCUGGGAGACGGCAGCGAUGAUUUCCACAUCUUUGCGCACCACAACUGGGGACACGUUUUACUCAAGACUUCCAGGGUUUUGGACCGGGAGGAGCGUGCUGAGUACGCGCUGGGUCUGGGUUUGUGCUGCGGGCAAUGCUCGGAGCUUUCCUGGGGCGAAGAGGACGCGUUUCGGCGCGUGGCGGAGGUCGCGUCCAUCAAGGUGGAUGUUCUGGACACCAACGACCACGAGCCCACGUUCCCAAGCGCCGAUGUGAGGCUGAGUCUGGAUGAUGCCACUGCGCUCCGGACCACGGUCUGCUCGUUCAGCGCGCAGGACGAGGACAGCGGGAAGAACGCGGAGCUCAUUUACUUUGCUGUGCCCAGAAACGGAACAUUCUACGCCGUGCCCAAAACCGGGGACGUUCUCCUGGUCGACUCCAUCCUCGGUCUGGACGAACCGAUUAAGUUUAGAGUGUUUGCGCGUGACCGUGGGUGGCCACCUCGCACCAGCCAAAGUAUAUAUGUGGAAAUCAACCCCAGGCAGUGGCCCGUGGCGCCCUCAGCGUGCCCCCAACCGGAAAAGGUUAACCCGCAACAAGCGCGACGGUCUCGAUCCAUCCCGGAGUCCGAAAACCCGGUCUUCAUCAGCGUGUCGGAGGACGCGGGAAUCGGUUCGGUGGUGAUGAACUUGAACCCGGUGCGAUUUCACGCUGCAGCCUUUGAGUUGGUGGAGCCGGACGCGGAGAGUUCCCCGGUCAGCGUGAGCCGAGACGGCGGCGAUUUGGUCAUACUGCGGCGGCUGGACCGGGAGACUGAGCCGCUGGUGGAGAUCACGGUCAAGGUGCAAGAUAAAAGAGGUCCUGAGUGGUACAUGGUCAGGGUGGAGUUGACAGUGACUGACGUGAAUGAUAACGCCCCAGAAUGGAGCAUGGUUCCAAGUCCUUACCUCGCAGUGGUCCCCCCUGAUGCUGCAGCUGGAUCAGUCAUCUACAAACUCAACGCUCUGGAUGGAGAUGAAGGCCUGAACGGUGAAGUGGAGUAUUUCCUGUCAGAUGGUGGUGAUGGUCGUUUUGAGGUGGACAGGAAGAGUGGCCAGGUGCGGACAACGGGCCUUCCUCUGCAGCGGGACAGGGAGUACCUGUUGACUGUGGUAGCCGCUGAUGGGCUGGGCAGUCGCAGUGCUCCAGCUGUCAUCUCUGUGGUUGCUGGAGCGCGGCCGCCACAGUUCACCAACGCCUCCUUCACCAUCGCCAUCCCAGAAAACACCCCUGAAGGACAGCCCUUCUUGGCAACACCUGCUGUGUCCUUCCAGAAGAAACCAAUCAGCUACAGCCUCCUCAUCAAUCCCAGCAGUCUGUUCUCCAUCUCAGCAGAGACGGGUGAAAUCAGCCUGACCCGCGCCAUCGAUUACGAGAGCGACCAACAUCGUUACUUGCUACUGGUGCGGGCCAGCGAGGGUCAGGACAGCAUGAGCAGUGCAGCAGAGGUGCGAGUGGUUAUUGUGGACGAAAACGACUGCGUUCCAGAAUUCCUUCAAUCAAUUUACAGUAAGGACAGCGUUCCUGAGACCGUAACUACUGCCACAUCCUUGUUGCAAGUGUCAGCCAACGACUGUGACUCUGGGGCCAAUGCAGAUUUGACCUACUACACCAUCAGUCCAGAUUUCACCAUUUCUCCUCACGGAACCAUCUUCCCAGCGGGCCUGUUGGAUUAUGAACGGCCCAAUCACCUGUACGAGUUUGUUGUCAUGGCUGUCGACAGGGGUGGUGUCCCUCGCACCGGCACAACAACUGUACGGAUCAGAAUGGCCAAUGUGAACGAUGAAGCGCCUGAGUUUUCUCAACACAUAUAUCGGACCUUUGUUUCUGAAGAUGCGGGCCCCAACACACUUGUGGCCACAGUGCUGGCCAAAGACCCUGAUGGGGAUGGGAUCACCUAUAAAAUCACCACAGGAAACGAGGAGGGCAAUUUCGUCAUUGACAAUCAGAAAGGUUUGAUCCGGCUGCGCUCCAGCCCACCACCUCGCCUGCAGGGAGUGGAAUACAUCCUUAAUAUCACGGCCACCGAUGAUAACGCCUCAGGCGGACCUCAGGCACUGUCAUCCACAGCCCAGGUCAUAGUUGGAGUGGACGAUGUGAACAACAACAAGCCUGUCUUUGAGAAAUGUCAGCAGUACCGGGAAAGCACAUCAGUCCUGGAGAACCAGCCGGCAGGCACAUUUGUCCUGCAGGUUCACGCUGUGGAUGCAGACGAAGGCUCCAACGGCCGGGUCACUUAUGGCUUCAUGCAUAAAGACUCUACAGUGCCUGCAUUCAGUAUCCACCCUGAUACCGGAAUAAUUGUGACGGCCAGGAAAUUUGAUCGUGAACGCCAGCGGGAGUUCGCAGUGACCGUGACCGCCACAGACCAAGCAGCGGAUCCUCUGAUUGGCAUUUGUCAGCUAAACAUUCUCAUUCUGGACCAGAACGACAACAGCCCCAAGUUUGAAAACAUCCGAUAUGAAUACUUCCUUCGUGAGGAUACCAUGAUUGGAACCAGUUUCCUGCGGGUGGCAGCUCAUGAUGAUGACUUUGGAACCAAUGCAGCCGUUACGUACAGCAUGUCCAGUGAGCAGCCCGAGUACCUCAGGGUCAGCCCACUAACAGGCUGGGUGUUCGUCAACCAGCCCAUCUCACAGAGAAGCUACAUCUCCAGGGAAAUUGUGGCUACAGACGGAGGAAACAGGAGCAGUUCAGUGGAGCUGGCAGUUACCAUCACCAACGUAAAGAACCAGCCCCCGCAGUGGGAGAACGACACUUACAGCGUGGUCAUACCAGAAAACACUGUUCGGGACACACCCAUUGUGACCAUCAAAGCCACCUCACCUCUUGGAGAUCCAAGAGUAACUUACAAUUUGGAGGAUGGUAUGGUCCCAGAGACCAACAUGCCUGUCCGCUUCUACUUGACCCCGAACCGAGAGGAUGGUUCGGCCUCCAUCCUGGUUGCAGAACCCCUGGACUACGAGACCACCAGAAAUUUCAUUCUGCGAGUUCGAGCUCAGAAUGUCGCUGCUGUUCCUUUGGCCGCCUUCACAACCGUCUAUGUCAAUGUCACUGAUGUGAACGACAACGUCCCGUUUUUCACAUCUUCCAUCUAUGAGGCUUCAGUCACUGAAGGAGCAGAUUCAGGGACUACGGUUUUCCAGGUUUCAGCCAAUGACCUUGACCUGGGUCUUAAUGGCAAGAUUUCUUACUCCUUGCUGGAGGAUCGCAGCGGGGACCAUCAGUAUUUCCGUAUUGACCCAGAGCUAGGCUUUAUCUACACCCAAGCUGUGUUUGACCGAGAGACCAAGAGCUCAUACCUGUUGGAGGUUCAGUCUACAGACGGUUUGGAGUCAGCAAGACCUGGAAAGCACGGUCAACCCAACUCAGACACAGCAUAUGUUCGUGUUUUUAUCAGCGACGUCAAUGAUAACAAGCCAACAUUUGGACAGGCGUUUUAUGAAGUUGACGUGGACGAGGACGCCGACGUAGGCUUUGCUGUUCUCACAGUCAGCGCCAAUGAUGGGGAUGAAGGUGGAAAUGCCAAGCUACGGUACCAGAUUACAUCAGGAAACACGGGGGGAGUGUUUGAUGUCGAGCCAGAGGUGGGCACGAUCUUCAUUGCUCAACCUCUGGACUAUGAACAAAAUAAAAGGUACAAGCUCCAUAUCCUGGCCUCAGAUGGGAAGUGGGAAGAUUAUACAACUGUGACAGUGAGUGUGGUCAAUAAAAAUGACGAGGCUCCGGUGUUCACCGUUAACGAGUACUACGGCAGCGUAACCGAGGAGCUGGAUGGGUCGCCUGUGUUUGUGCUUCAGGUGACGGCAUCUGACCCAGAUAAGGACGCUGACCAGGAGGCCCUGCGUUACUCCCUCCAUGGUCAGGGUGCAGAGAGUGAAUUCAUAAUAGAUGAGGUCUCAGGCAAGAUUUACGCCCAGCGGACCCUGGACCGCGAGGAACGAGCUGUUUGGCGUUUUGUUGUCCUUGCAACAGAUGAGGGUGGCGAGGGCCUGACAGGCUUCACAGAUGUCAUCAUCAAUGUGUGGGACAUCAAUGACAAUGCACCCAUCUUCCCUUGUGCUCUCAGCUGUCAUGGAGAUGUAGCAGAAAACUCUGUAAUAGGAACUUCUGUCAUGGAAAUGACUGCAACUGAUCUGGAUGACUCCGCUGUGGGGCAGAACGCUGUGCUUUCCUAUAGAAUAGUGGGCAGUAUGGAUGCCACUAACGCUGCCUUAGGAGGAGUACCCACAUUCUCAGAAAUGUUCACCAUCAACCCCAUUACAGGAACGAUCACUGUGGGAUUAGGAGGUCUGGACAGAGAACAAGUCGAGUCCUACCUAAUUGUUGUGGAGGCCAGAGAUGGUGGAGGGAUGGCAGGAACUGGAACUGCAACCAUUCAGGUCAAGGAUGUUAAUGACCAUGCUCCAAGGUUCACAGAUCAUUCCUGCCUGGCAAGGAUCUCUGAGAAUGCAGAACUCAAUGCAGAGGUCCUGGAGCUUGUGGCAGAAGACCGUGACACGGGAGAAAAUGCCCAGCUGACCUUUAGUGUUGUGGCUGGAGAUCAAGAACAGAAAUUUUACAUGGUCAGUCACAAGCAAGAGCAGCGGGGCAUCCUGAAGCUUAAGAAACGUUUGGACUAUGAACGACACAGUGAGCAGAGGUUCAACCUCACACUGAAGGUUGAAGACCUAGACUUCUCAAGCUUUCUUCACUGUGUAGUCGAGGUAGAGGACUACAAUGACCAUGCUCCUGUCUUUAUUCCACACUUUCUGUCCCUUGCCCCAUUAUCUGAGGACAUCAGCGUGGGAACCAGUGUGGCUCAUCUGGUCGCCAGUGAUUCAGAUUCAGGCCAGAACCGUGAAAUCACUUACAGCCUGUUGGAGGACUCAGAUCCUGAUGGGUUGUUCACUAUUGACCAGUCAGGUGUAAUCUCUGUGGCCCGACCACUGGACAGAGAGAAAUCCCCUCAGCAUCACCUGGUUGUCAUAGCAACAGAUCAUGGGUUUCCACCGCUAAUAGGUAGCGCCACAGUGCAGCUGCCUCUGUUGGACAUAAAUGACAACGGCCCAGAGUUUGAGGCAGCGUAUGCCCCGAUAGUCUUCGAGAACGUGGCUGGACCUCAGGUAGUAAGGUUGAACCAAACAUCAACACUUCUCCGAGCUGUUGACCAGGACUCUCCUGAAAACGGACCACCCUUUCAUUUCACCGUGCCUCCUGAGUAUCGCUAUAGCAACGACUUCUACCUUCAGGACAACUUGAACGGCACGGCAACUAUAACAGCUCUGAGGACGUUUGAUAGAGAACGCCAGAAGGAGUUCCUUCUUCCCAUAGUGAUGAGUGACAGCGGCCAUCCUGCUAGAACAGUGACCAGCACCCUAACUGUGACCAUUGGUGAUCAGAAUGAUCACCCACAUGUGGCAGGGGAGAAGCAGAUCUCCAUCAACAGUCACAGAGGUCGAAUGCCAACAACGGUGCUUGGGAAGGUCUACGCCCCGGACCCCGAUGAUUGGGACAACAAGACGUAUGUCUUUGAAGGUCAUAUGCCGAGUUACUUCAUCCUGAACAAGCGAACUGGUUUUCUUAUCAUCAAAGAGAACACUCCUCCAGGCACCUACCAGUUCCAGGUGCGGGUCUCGGAUGGGGCUUGGCCAGACGCUGUAUCCACUGUCACUGUGCAUGUGAAGGAGCUCCGUGAUGAUGCCAUCUACAACUCGGGGUCCCUUCGUCUGGCAGACAUCACAGCGAAGGAGUUCCUUGAGCUGAGGGGAAAACAGCGCAGCCGCUACGAACUGCUCGUGGACUUCCUGUCGGAGAUGCUCUCCGUUCCACCUGACGGAGUCAACAUCUUCAGCCUAAUGGAUGUGAGAGAACGAAUGCUGGAUGUCCGCUUUGCUGUGCACGGUGGCCCUUCCUUCCUCCAGCCAGAGAAGAUGCAUGGUUAUUUGGCGGCCCACAAACAAAAGCUUCAGUCUUUCCUGCAAGUCAGCGUGUUUCAAGUCCGUGUGGAUGAGUGCACCAGUUCAGAGUGCAGCAGUGCAGGAGGCUGCAGCAGUACUUUGAAUGUGCGGGACACACCCACAGUGGUGGACUGUGGGACUAUGAGUCUAGUAUCUGUGACGGUGGAGUCCACUGCCGUGUGCUCAUGCCCAGGUAGAGAGCAGUCCCAUCAGUCCUGCACCAUAUAUCCCAGAAACCCCUGCUUCAAUGGUGGCAUUUGUGUGGACACUCAGCAUGGCUACAGGUGCCAAUGUCCAGCUCAGUUUGAGGGACCAGAGUGCCAGCAGAACAAGCACAGUUUCCAUGGCAACGGCUAUGCCUGGUUUCCUCCCAUGACGCCGUGUUUUGACAGCCAUGUGUCACUGGAGUUCAUCACGGAUGUAGCCGAUGGACUGCUGCUGUACAGCGGGCCGCUGGCCCAGCUGCAAACCUGGGACCACGAGGACUUCAUGGCCAUGGAGCUAAUAGACGGAACCCCCACCUUAAAGAUCAACCACGGCUCCGGUACACUGGUGCUACAGUUGCCAGGGAACAUCAAUGUGGCAGACAGGCGCUGGCACCGCCUGGACGUCCGCAGCAACAGCAAGGAAGUCCGCUUCACCUUGGAUCGAUGUUCUGGGGCACCAGUAAAGGAAAUGGAGGGUCUGGGCAGCUGGUUGACCACUGAAGACCACUCCACCUGUGAGGUGACAGGUGUUACGCCAAACACAGACAGACACCUGAACAUGAGCCAAGUACUCCAGCUUGGUGGCGUAAAUGAGGACAUCCCCUACAUCUACCCUCAGCUUCAGCACAAACACUUCACCGGCUGCAUUCGCAACCUCGUUGUGGAUAGCAAGCUGUAUGAUUUGGGCUCCCCGGCCGACUCCCAGUCCAGCUCCCCAGGCUGCCUGACCACAGAUAGCAGUUGUGUCAACAUGGGGUAUCCGUCCUGUGGCCAUCGGGGUCGCUGUCAUGGUGAGUGGGGCUCCUUCAGCUGCCAGUGUGUAGCCGGAUACACGGGACACCAGUGUGAAGAAGAAGCCCGGGAGUUUUCCUUUGACGGCCACAGUCACGUGCACUACCAGCUGGCAUCUCCUCUGCCUGCCCGAAGAACGUGGAUCCAAGUCCUGGUUCGAACCCGCAAACACAGCAGCGUCAUCAUCCACCUGGUCUCCAGGGAGCAGACGGAGUACCUGCGACUGGAGAUCUUUCAGGGCCUCCUUUGUAUUUUCUACAACCUCGGCGAUGGAAACUACAACCUAACUCUACCCAGCUAUCGCCUUGACAAUGGCGAAUGGCACGAGGUCUUCUUUGAUCGGCAUGACAACGAGUUGACUCUGAGACUUGAUGGUGGAGGAGGACAGCGGGAGGUGACGGGAACAUGGAGCAGAAGUAGAGAAAUCAUCAUUGAUCCCACAGCUGUGAUGCUGGGAAACGCCUUCCCUUCGGGAAUCAACAAGAGCUUCCAAGGCUGCAUGAGGGACGCACGCCUCAAUGGUCGUUAUAUGCCUCUGGACAGUCAGCCAAGGGAUGGGGUUUCCCAGGUCAGCAUGCAGGGACUCUCUGCUGGGUGCUCGUCAGACUCCUGCAAAAGAAACCAGUGUAACCCCCCCUUUACCUGUGUUGACUUGUGGAGAGUUCACGAAUGCAGAUGUCCUCCUGGGCACAUGAUCCGUGUGAAUGGGACCAGAAAGUUCUGCGUGUACACCCUGUGUGCGACGCGGCCUUGUCACCGUGGUACCUGUGUAGCCCAGACGCCCUCCAAGUUCACGUGUCACUGCCCCGAGGGCUACAGAGGACGGCACUGCGAGACGGCGCUGGCUGUGUACAGGGAGGAUGUGGGCCUGAGCUUCAGCUCGCUGUUUGCCAUCUGUAUCUGCUUCAUGGCCUUACUGGCGCUGCUGCUGGGCAUCUUCCUCUACACUCGCUGGAGGUCCUACAAGGGGCUGAAGGAGGGCGUGUACCACGUCUCGGCACACCACGACGGCUGGGAGGACAUCCGAGAGAAUGUGCUCAACUACGAUGAGGAGGGAGGCGGGGAGGAGGACCAGAAUGCUUACGACAUGGCAGAGCUGCAGAAGUCCCUCCAGCCGAGCCCCGCCCAGUCGGUCCAGUACUGCCGCUCCAGAGCCCUGCACCACCCGCCUCCUUCCCAUCACCACCACCUCCUCCACCAGGCGACCGCGGCCACGCCCUCAGCUCAGUCACUGGACCCCCUCAGCCGCACAUCCAGCUCCACCACCCUGCCGCCCUCUGCUGCCUCCACGUCAUCCACCACCACCACCAGCCUCCGCAGGGACGUGCCCCCCACAAGACCCCCAGCCCAGGGCCAGGCUCGCCCCCCCCAGCUUGCCAGACGCUCCUUGUCCUUCUCCAGUCAGGACCUGGCUCGCUACCUGUGUGAGAUCAUCCGUGACGCGGACCAGCACCCGGACUCGGGACCUUUUGACUCCCUUCAGGUGUUCUCCACUGAGGGAGGGGGCUCACCUGCCGGCUCCCUCAGCUCCUUCAGCUCAGCAGGGCUGGAUGUGGGCAGCUCAGGGGACGGGGCUGGACAGGCCGUGAGGGAGGAGACGCUUGGCGAGUGGGGGCCGCGCUUUGAGAAGCUGCGGGCGCUUUAUGAACGAGCCGAGGCCAGCGACCUCUGAACCCAAACCCGGCUGGGCCCUGGUGACGGGCUGCGUGAACAUCAGCUGUCAGACGCUUACAGAGAAACGAGAGGAAACGGACAAGUCUCGCUCCUGCCGACCAAGCAGGUGGCCUAACAGACACAUGAAACGGAUCCCUGUGAGACUUUCCUCACCUCCAUCAGAACCGCUCACUAAUGGGUCACCGGUGCAAACGGGCUCCAGUUAGACAAGUUUUAUCACCUUGCUGCUGAACAAAACUUCUGUACAUAAGAACGACGGUUCCACCUGAUCUGGGACCAGAUCUGCAGAGAUCCAGAGAAGCGUGUUCCUGCAGCUUCUGUUAAUACUCGUACGAGAGGAAAACACAACAACUCUGACCAUCUCUGGGCGCCUGGGCCGGGUUUUAUUUAUUUGAAUUGUUCUUUUGUUGCCGUCUUCUGCUGGGUUGGGUAAUUCUGUAUUUGUUGGCUGUUUCAAAGCUCAGCGGGUUGUACGACAUCAAGCUCUUUCUGCUCAGUACCGCGCUCGCGUCUUCAUUUGAUUUCCUAUUCUCAUUCGCACGCCGCCGCCGAUCGUUCCCGCUCACCCAAGGGGGCUGCUGGGGCCGCACAAAAAUUCAAACAGAUUCGUAACAAAGAGGUGGACGUGUGGACGGAGGCGGGGGGGGGACGCCAGCUCUGUUGCUGUUUGACGCGCGCGCCUUCUCAGGCAUACCAAACGCCGGCGCUCAGCGCGCCGACCGCACCGCAGAAUACAAACUACAGGCAGACGCUUUCCAAGGUGACUACUCAACAAACACAAAUAAAGGCAGCGGGGGACUGGAGGAGAUGGAUGAGCGUGAUACACCAGCCACAACACACUCACUGAACUUAUAAUUGUGCAUUAAAGUCCUCCGGUGAAUUCCCACAACCUUCCUCGUGCCACAAGGGCUGAUGGGUGUUUUUUCCUGCAGCUCUUCCCAAUCCCGUUCCUGGUGAGAACAAUUUAUCUUUAAAGAACAAAAAAGGCAAGAAGCAGAAAUACAGCAGCAGAAGGGAAGCGGGAGCAGCUGCUCUCACCUUUCAUAAAGAGGAGGAUGACAUGGUGGAGGGUUGAAUCAGGGAGGCGGAGAGCGGCUGGCACUUUGUUACACAGCAAACACACAUCUGUCCUCUCCCACUUUUCAUCUGGGGUUUCGGUUUCUUUGUGUCCAAGUCGGCAGCGGGAGGUUAAAGGUCAGGAGUGUGUGAAAAGAUGUCAGGUCCCUGAUCCUAAAGGAGCUGAUGGCUGCCUGGACAAACCAAAGGUCCAGGCCCAGAUUGCAGCUCUCUACUGACUUGUAGUUUUCAGUCGAAGCUCCUGUCGUGCGUCGAAACGACUCGGCCAACAGUCACGAGGCUCAGAGCCGAUCCUGAAAGGCUUCUGUUGAUUUUCUCCACUGGACGACAGGGAUUUAGGGAUGUUUGUAUUUAAUUCCUCCUUUGAGCGAGGCUGAGCCUGAGCCACGGAGGUGCAGGGUGGAGACGCUUCAUCCUGCGCUGAAUCAACAUUCAUCUGUACCAUAAUUCCUACAUGUUGUGUUCGGGGUGCAGACUUGUUGUGAAUAAGGUUCAUGUUUGUACCUCAUUUGUAAAUACAGAGAUUAAAUAUUGCUUUUUGUCAGGAAAAGCAGCAUAGGUUUGAAAUGUGCAGCAUAAGAGGAAAAAGAGUUUAACUGAACAUAUUUUCUACCCACAUGAUGGUGAUGAGCUUUCGACGGUUAUAUAAGUGUUUUGUAUUUGCUUUGAUCUCCUUUUUUCUCAAUAAAUCCAUUUAUUUGCAGCAGA